Molecule: messenger RNA, 4701 nt
Organism: Talpa occidentalis (Iberian mole)
Lineage: Eukaryota; Metazoa; Chordata; Mammalia; Eulipotyphla; Talpidae
Gene: ZNF512B
Product: zinc finger protein 512B
Exons: 16
Coding region: 292-3135 (947 amino acids)
Molecular function (GO): zinc ion binding
Source: RefSeq, a predicted model, not a curated record
AGGCCUGGGGCGGGCGUGUGCAAGACCCGGCUGCACGGUCGGGAGCUCAGGGCUGGGUUGGACCCGGGGUGCUUGCCGCGGGGUAUAGUUUAGGGGUUCUCUGUGGCCAUCUUGGCUUGUGUCAGUGUCCCGUGGAGGGUUCGGGGGUGCUGCCAUGGGGUGGGGGAAGCCGUGGAGGAAAGCGUUGGGCUGCUGAGUGGCACAGCCUGUGGUGGCUGCCUCCCUGGCAUAGCUACUGGCCCCCCGACUGCCCCCACGCUUGUUCCAGAGCCGGUGGGGCUGUGUCUGGGGAUGUGGUGGUGCGAGAUUGCUGCUGAGGGUGUCAGGACAGAGCUGGCGUCCAGCAGUGUCUUCAGGGUCGCCCAGGGAGGCCCCGGCUGGGCACACGAGCGGGGAUGGGCGGGCGGGCAUGGGGUGCAGGGCCGUGCCUCCCGCCUCCAAGUUGGGCCCCUUGGGCCUCACGGGCCGUCCCCUUGCUCUGCAGAGAUGACCGACCCCUUCUGUGUCGGAGGAGGCCGCCGGCUCACAGGGUCCAGCAGGAGUGGGCCUGGGAAGGGCGGCGGCCGGGGCGAGGUCCGACUCGCCGUGCUGCAUGACCCUCCGAAGCUGGCAACGUCUGUGGUCCGCGGCGGGCAAACCAUGCCCGGCCAGGCUCCCCUCUGCUUGGACCCGGGAAGUCCAGCCAGUGACAGGACAGAAGGGAAGAAAAAGGGGCGUCCGCGAGCUGAGACCCAGGCCCUGCGAGACAUUCCCCUCUCCCUGAUGAACCAGUGGAAAGAUGAAUUCAAGGCGCAUUCAAGGGUGAAGUGCCCAAACUCAGGGUGCUGGCUGGAGUUCCCCAGCAUCUACGGGCUCAAGUACCAUUACCAGCGGUGCCAAGGGGGCGCCGUCUCGGAGAGGCGAGCCUUUGCCUGCCCCUUCUGCGAGGCCGCGUUCACCUCCAAGACCCAGCUGGAGAAGCACCAGGUUUGGAACCACGUGGAUCGACCCCUGCCUGCUCCCAAGCCUGGGCCAGUCAGCCGGCCGGUCACCAUCAGUCGGCCUGUGGGGGUCAGCAAGCCCAUCGGAGUGAGCAAGCCGGUCACUAUGGGCAAGCCAGUGGGGGUCAGCAGGCCCAUCGGCAUCAGCAAGCCUGUCUCAGCCAGCAGGCCUGUGCCGGUCACCAAGCCUGUCUCAGUCAGCAGGCCCGUGCCGGUCACCAAGUCAGUGCCGGUCAGCAGGCCCGUGCCGGUCACCAAGGCUUUGCCGGUCACCAGGCCUGUGCCGGUCACCAAGCCCGUGCCAAUGACAAAGCUUGUGACGGUCGCGAAACACGUGCCAGUCAUGAAGCCGGUGACGGUCAGCAGGCCCAUCGUGGUCAGCAAGCCGGUGACGGUCAGCAGGCCCAUCGCCAUCAGCAGACACUCCACGCCUUGCAAAGUGGUGCUGCUGCCCAAACCGGAGCACAAAGGCCCGCGCACGGCCGGGAGGAGCAGCGGUAAGAAAAGGGCUGCCGAUGGCCCAGAUGCUUGCCCCCUCCCGGCCAAGCAGGCCAGGCCGGAGAACGGGGGCUGUGGCCCGCCUAGCACUGCCCACUGCUCUGCCUUGCCGCUGAGCCUGGACCCCGGCAGCGGCCCUCUCUCUCCGGGCAGCAGGCCCGCGGGAGCCAAGGAGGCACCGCGGACCCCAGGCCCCGCGUCCCCACGCGAGGACGGCGCAGAGCGGACGAAGCACAGAAGGAAACAGAAAACACCCAAGAAGUUCACCGGGGAGCAGCCCUCCAUCUCAGGGACCUUUGGACUCAAAGGCCUGGCCAAGGCGGAGGACAAGUCCCGUGCCCACCGUGCCAAGAAGCAGGAGGCUGCGGGCCCUGACGACACGCGGAGGAAGGUGCCGCCGGCCCCGGGUGCUGGUGGCAAGGAGGCGCCAGCCCCUGCGGCUCACCUAGCCCCAGGUGGCCCCGAGGAACAGUGGCAGCGCGCCAUCCACGAGCGGGGCGAGGCCGUGUGCCCCACCUGCGGCGUGGUGACCCGGAAGACCCUAGCAGGGCUCCGGAAGCACAUGGAGGUGUGCCAGAAGCUGCAGGACGCCCUCAAGUGCCAGCACUGCCGGAAGCAGUUCAAGUCCAAGGCCGGCCUCAACUACCACACCAUGGCGGAGCACAGCGCCAAGCCCUCUGACGCCGACGCCUCGGAGGGGAGCGAGCAGGAGGAGCGGGAGCGGCUGCGCAAGGUGCUGAAGCAGAUGGGGCGGCUGCGCUGCCCCCAGGAGGGCUGUGGGGCUGCCUUCUCCAGCCUCAUGGGCUACCAGUACCACCAACGGCGCUGCGGGAAGCCCCCCUGUGAGGCGGACAGCCCCUCCUUCCCCUGUGUCCACUGUGGCAAGACUUACCGCUCCAAGGCCGGCCACGACUAUCAUGUGCGCUCGGAGCACACGGCCCCGCCCCCUGAGGAGGCUGAGGACAUGCCCCCCGAGGCGGAAGCCUCACUGGGCAUCGAGCGGACCCCCAGCGGCCGAGUCCGCCGUACAUCUGCCCAGGUGGCCGUGUUCCACCUGCAGGAGAUCGCGGAGGAUGAGCUGGCCCGAGACUGGACCAAGCGGCGGAUGAAGGACGACCUGGUGCCUGAGACAGCGCGGCUCAACUACACGCGGCCAGGCCUCCCCGCGCUCAACCCCCAGCUGCUGGAGGCGUGGAAGAGCCAGGUCAAGGACAAGGGUCAUGUCAACUGCCCCAACGAGUGCUGCGAAGCCAUCUACUCCAGCGUGUCUGGCCUCAAGGCGCACCUCGCCAGCUGCAGCAAGGGGGACCACCGGGUGGGGAAGUACUGCUGCCUGCUGUGUCCCAAGGAGUUCAGCUCGGAGAGCGGCGUCAAGUACCACAUUCUGAAGACCCACGCGGAGAACUGGUUCCGCACCUCAGCAGACCCGCCCCCCAAACACAGGAGCCGGGACCCUCCGGUGCCCAGGGCCGAGGCUGAGGCGAGGAGUGUGGCAGGUGGGAGGAAGCGGGGCCGCAAGCCCAGGGAGCGGCCCCCCGAGGACCCCCUGCCCACAACAUCCCCCCGCCGGGACGACUGGCCCCCAGGAGGGAGAGACAAGGGGGCGCGGGGCUCCACUGGCCGCAAGACAGGAGCCGGCAAGUCCCCUGAGAAGUGAAGGUGGCCACUGGCAGGUGGGUGGGGCCAAGCCCCCAGGCCGCCGAGCCCAGCUCUGUCCCGGGCAGAGGUAGCCGACCCGGGGUUCCCCGCCUGCAGUCUGCACCCCUCCCCUGCCUGCCUGCCUGUCCAGUGGGGCAGCCCGCCCCGUUUCCCCCAGCGGCAACUGAAGGGCACGCUGGCUGGCCUGAGGGAAGGCCGGGUGGCUGAGCGCCGUGGCCUGGAGGGCCCGCCCUGCCCCAGGCAGCACGCUGGGCAGCGCGGCGGCGGCACUAAAGGGCCAGGGAGAGUCUGUGGCCCGGGCCUUGGCACCAUUGGGGCAGGCAGAGCGGGCGGGUGGCUUUGGACCCUCCCCAGACCCUGUGCCCCACCCCCAUCCCAACCCCUAGCUUGGGGGUCCCCAGGGACCAUGGUUCUUGGUUGAGGAGGCUCCUGAGCAGCCGCGCCUUGCCCUGACACUGGGGCCCAUGCUGCCAGCUACCUCCUGGCACGGCCUGAGUCUGACGCUGCGCGGGGACCCCAGCGCCCCUCCCUGCCCUGCUCUUGCGUCUGUUCUCUACCUCUCCAGGCCUCCCCUCCCCGCUUCUCCCCCCCUCCUGUGUCUAUUGUGGGGGGAGUUUGGACACCCCAGUGAGGCUCCCUGCUGGGGAGCUGGGCUCCGGCUUGCCCACCUGCUGCCUGGCUGCCAGCCCUGGGGAGCACGUGGGUGAGGAGCUGGGAUGGCCAGACCUGGCAGGGCAUGGCCGCUGGGGGACCCCCGAAGCCCCUUCCCCUGCCACUGCUUCUGGUUGUGUCUUGAUAGGGAGAGCUGAAGGCCAGGGAAGGGGCUCCACCGCGUGGCAGCUUUGGGGCCCUGUCUUGGCUCUUUUUGGGGUGCUGAAGGCAGCUCUGUCUGGGCUGAGUGGAGAUGAGGCAGGAGCACAGGCCCCUGGAGGUGGCAGCCAUCGCAGCACCCCAGGGCCCCACCAUGCAAGUGCCGUGGGGAGGGGCUGGCGCUCGGUCCUGGGACUGGACAAAGGCUGUUUUCCGCGGGGGGGUGGGGGGCUGAGGGCGCGGCUGUGCAGGUCCUGGACAUGUGAAUUUUGAUGUCUGCCCAUGGGCACGUCUCCGGGGUGUAGUGGGUGCAGGUCUUGUUGCUGUGACAAGUGACCACCAUUUUUUUUUUAAUUGUUUUUUAUACAAAAACUCACAACUGACAUUUUGGUGCUAAGGGUGUCCUGGUGCCGAAGGGGGGGCUGGGACUGGGCUGGGCUUCUGUCCUGCUCAGGGAGGCAGUGCUCAGCGGCCACCCCUAGCCCCCUCAUGACCCCCUGGAGAUGAGCGGCUGGUACUGGGUCCCCCGCCUCUCCCGGCCCUUGGGAGGGGGUCUUGGGGUGGGAGCUGGUGGAGGCACAGCCUGACCCGAUUCUUCCUCUGGCCACGUGCCACCAUCCUGGGCAGCCCUGGCCUGGGGCGCUGGGAGGGUAUGCAGAGAAGACCCCCUUCCCCCCGGGGCCCUGGGCUGGCGUGGCAGGUGCAGCACGAGGGGAGUCAGUCAAGGGGGCAGCCCCGGCGCGGCGGGGCUGGG